This is a messenger RNA of Symbiodinium necroappetens, 428 nucleotides long. The record is from the annotation of a GenBank genome assembly. NCBI's taxonomy places the organism in Eukaryota, Dinophyceae, Suessiales, Symbiodiniaceae.
GUGUGCAUGUCACCGGGUGAUGAUGUGGAGCUUCCACGGCAGGACUUCACGUACAUUGCUGCCAACGCAGAUCGACCGUGGGAGCACUUCACAGGCAGAUGGCAGGCUAUGAAGCCGAUUCUUGCCGAGGGCCUUGCAAGGUGCAGCAAGACCAGGCCGCUUCGAGUGGUCGACCUGGGCUCCUGCAGCGGCUACUUCGCACUGAAAGCGGCCCACAGGCACCCAGAGGCUGACGUGGUUGCCAUCGAAGGCUCAGUGGGCAUUGGCAAUGGCACUGUUGGCGUGCAGGGGACAGUUCGACAAAUCCUCCAGACAGAGGCUGUGCAAACGCAUCUGCGCUGGAUCCAACGCUUGAAGUUGAUGAACGGUUUCCUUGCACCUGAGGUUUGGGACUAUGUGCACGUUUGCAACCUCGCAAAGACUGGAAG